AUGGCGACGGCGACUGCUGCUUCUUCAUCAUUGAAGGACGUCGUUCAAGGGGUUACGUCAAGACUUCCUUUUGAAGCCAGAGUUGCUUCGUGCUACUGUGGACUCCGGUUUCGAGCACCCAUCCGAAGGAGCUUGGAAUGGAGACCUGGAAGUGAUGGGAAUGGCUUCAGUGAAUCAUACCCUAUCCAGGGUCCAUACUGGGGCAGUGGAUCAUACCUUGAGAUCAUGAAAAUAAUACGUCAUGCCCUACGACAGCUAAAGAUUAAUGUAACAUUGUUGAACAUAACUCAGAUGUCGGAGUUCAGAAAAGAUGCUCACACAUCGGUUUUUACGGAGCGGAAGGGGAAACUCUUAACAAAGGCGCAGAGAUCUAACCCCAAAACUUUUGGUGAUUGCAUCCAAUGGUGUUUACCAGGAGUCACUGAUGCAUGGAAUGAAAUUUUGUACGCCUACUUGUUAAAAGAUCAUCGAACCAUUCUAUAG
Messenger RNA from Eucalyptus grandis, 483 nucleotides. Its product is annotated as protein trichome birefringence-like 31. Gene Ontology annotation, cellular component: Golgi apparatus. The coding region runs from base 1 to 483 and encodes 160 amino acids. NCBI's taxonomy places the organism in Eukaryota, Viridiplantae, Streptophyta, Magnoliopsida, Myrtales, Myrtaceae. The record is from RefSeq and is a predicted model, not a curated record. Gene Ontology annotation, molecular function: O-acetyltransferase activity. The transcript has 3 exons.